Messenger RNA from Pleurotus ostreatus (oyster mushroom), 2850 nucleotides. RefSeq lists its product as uncharacterized. Gene Ontology annotation, biological process: microtubule-based process; regulation of DNA repair; DNA repair. Gene Ontology annotation, molecular function: DNA binding; ATP binding; single-stranded DNA helicase activity. Bases 1 to 2850 code for a protein of 949 amino acids. The record is from RefSeq and is a predicted model, not a curated record. The transcript is spliced from 15 exons. Gene Ontology annotation, cellular component: dynactin complex; nucleus. NCBI's taxonomy places the organism in Eukaryota, Fungi, Basidiomycota, Agaricomycetes, Agaricales, Pleurotaceae.
AUGAGCUUGAACAAGUACGCCAACCUGCCAGACAUUGAUACAGCUCCGGAUGUCUAUGAGACAGAAGAUGUAGUCGACUCAGGAGAGGGAAACGACUCCUCCGACCACGACGACGAGGGCGCACAGAACCGGGGGAAUAAGAGACACGGCGACCCGAAUGCUCCCAGGGAAGAGCUGGAUUCGAGCCAUUUGAUGAGCCAUGACGAGGCAAGCAAGCGGUUCAGGAAAGCCGAGAAACGACGAGCGCAGAUGCGUACUGAGUAUGCUUACCCCCCAUCCUCAACGUCUCCUGUGGACGAAACCAGUUCCUCUUCCAAACCUGUCCCUUUGUCAUAUCGUCUGCGCGCGCUGCAAGCGGAGCUGGCUGCUCUUGAAGAAGAGCUUUCAGACCCUACAAAUCCGCAGCUGCACAAAGAGCGUGUAGAAGAUCAUGUUGAUCCUGGCGUCCUUAUACGCGGUCUAGUUGAUGUGCGAGGGCGACUGGAAAAGAUUAGAAAGGGCAAAGAAGGUCGUGGCAAACUGGUUCAGGUAGUGCUGGGGGCAGACAGUGCCCGCGAGAACGAGGACGAAGAAUCUAAAGCACCUGGCGAUUCUACUACGCAGGCUAGUCCAAGCAAGUCAGAAACUCAGUCUACAUCCGUGGCAGAUAUGGAUAAGCGUCUGGGGGAUUUGGAGAAGAUGCUAGGGUCAUCGAAUAUUGCUAUAGACGAGGCUUCUACGAUGCCUCCUCCGUUGCUAUCUUCUGUCGCGCGCCUUAAUGCUCAGUUAACCAUCCUCACGCAACCCAGACAUAUCGACUCCGUGUCACGACGGCUAAAGCUCUUGCUUUCGGACCUUGACCGCGCGUCUGCCUCCCAACAACACGGGCAUCGGCGGAAUCCCUCGCAGCCAUCAGCAAGUGGUUCAUUACCUAACAUCCAAGAACAACUCCUCCCUUUAUUAAGCCGCCUCAGUCCUCUGUUACCUCAGAUACCCCACAUCCUUACGCGUUUGCGGACACUGUCGUCGCUCCACACGUCUGCCGGAGAGUUCCAAAGUAUGUUAAGCAGCUUGGAGACUGACCAGCAAGGGAUGCACAAAUCUCUGGAUGACCUAGAAGAGGCUAUGAAGACGGUGGAGAAAAGUUUGGAGGCAAACCAGAAAGUGGUCAGAGGUAACGUGGCUGGGUUGGAAGAACGGGUUGAUAGCUUGAUGGGACGUUUGGAGGAGCUUGGUCGUGACUCUCCUGUCUGUGAACGAGGCGUGCCAGAGUCAGAUAUAAACAGGCAUCUGGAUAAUGCGUGCAAUGGCAACGACUCUGUAAAACCAGAGCCUAAGCCGUCUACAAGCGGCGCUGCUUCCAGCUCACAAAGAGCUAGUAAAAAGGAAGCAUUAGCCCCGAUCUUCGCGAAGCCCAGCAGGAGAGCGGAGGGGGUGUCCUCGCCCUCGCAGGCGCGUCAAAUACCUUUGAAGCGCAGUGCGGUGGACGAGGGCACACCCAUAUCCAUGUCGAUGAAAAGGAAAAGGAAUCAGGCUAAACUUGAUGCUGUGCCGCUCGCGGAGCGAUUGCGGCCUAAGAAGCUGGUUGAUUUUGUAGGCCAAGCACACCUUACAGGUCCUGACAGUCUCCUUCAAAAGGCGGUCUCCAACGGCUCUGUGGGGAGUAUCAUCCUAUGGGGUCCUCCUGGGUGUGGGAAGACUACGCUAGCAAGACUGAUUGCUGGCGAAACAAAUUCGAUAUUGAAAGAGUUAAGUGCGACGGUGGUCGGAAUCAAUGAUAUCCGACAGACAUUUGAAGAAGCCAAAGGUACCAUGGCGCUAACCGGACGGCGGACGAUAAUCUUCUUGGAUGAGGUGCAUCGGUUCACCAGGUCUCAGCAGGAUAUAUUUCUUCCCUCCAUCGAGAAGGGCGAGGUCCAGUUGAUCGGUGCCACUACUGAGAAUCCUUCUUUCAAAUUGAACUCUGCUCUAUUGAACUGCAGGGUGUUUACUCUCAAUCCACUAUCAACCGACGAUAUGAAGCAAAUCCUACACAAUGCCGUGGCACGAAUCUGCGAGGAAGCGGAGGACGUCUCGGAACCUAUAGGCACAACCGCACAUCCACAACUCACAGAAAAAGUCAUGGAUACCAUUGCCUCCUUAUCCAACGGUGAUGCUCGCACGGCGCUUUCGCUUUUAGAGCUGGCUGUAUUGUCGAAGGACAUGAAAGAGAGACAGUUACUCAAUCAUCUACGCGUCUCUGUGUCCAUCUCCUACGAUCGAACAGGAGAAAGUCACUAUGAUAUGAUCUCGGCCCUUCAUAAGUCGAUACGAGGGAGUCAAGGAAGCGCAGCCCUGUACUGGUUAGCCCGCAUGCUAACUGGAGGCGAGGAUCCAGUAUUUAUUGCGAGGAGACUUGUGGUCUGCGCUAGCGAAGAUGUUGGCUUAGCGGACAACCACGCCUUACCCUUGGCCGUGGCAACGAUGCAAGCGUGUCAGCUUGUGGGAAUGCCGGAGUGUCGUAUCAAUCUCGCGCAUUGCGUGUCCUAUUUAUCUGAAGCCCCAAAAUCGACGCGGUCUUACCGAGGUUACAACCGAGCAGAGGCAGCUGCCAAGAACGAUCCCACUGACCCUGUCCCGAUGGCAGUUAGAAACGCUCCCACAUCUUUAAUGAAAGACCUCGGCUAUGGGGAUGGAUAUCAUUACAACCCGGACUUCGCGCACCCCGUCUACAAUGAAUAUCUACCGCCUAAAUUACGCGAUGAGGUCUUCUUAAAGCAGGCAGGUGAUGAAUCAGAUAAGACCUGGGAUGAAGACGCUCUGAGACAAUGGGAGACUGAGAUGAACGGUGGCGAGCUUUGGGAUGGCCGCGACGAUAAGAAUGCAGUGUAG